CACGCGGUAUUCCAUCGAGACUCGAGAGUCGGGAGGAGUUGAGACUAUGAGCGAGUUGUGGAGCACUUGAAAUUCACGAAGUAGCGCAAGGGAACAAGUGGACAAUGCAUAACAUUAAGGAUAUAAGUUUCGAACCUCUAGUUCAAUCCAACUAUGUCAAACCUUUGAGAAUGCUCUAUACACAGAAUGGCAUUCGCAAAGCUUGGGAUUUAUUGAGAAUUCAUGACAGUGUAGCAGUUUUACUAUUCAACACGACAAGGAAAGUGUUUGUAUUUGUUAGACAGUUUCGACCAGCUGUUUACUUUGAUGAUAUUGCGGAUUCUGAUGUAAACAGCCCAGUUGAUACCGAUAAGUAUCCUGUAGAAAAGGGCUUUACAAUUGAACUCUGUGCUGGCAUUGUGGACAAGCAAAAAAGCCUUGAAGAGAUUGCAAAAGAUGAAUUACUAGAGGAAUGUGGCUAUGAAGUACCACUUUCAGUUCUGCACAAGAUCAGUACUCACAGAUCUGGGAUAGGUGUUACUGGAGACAGACAAACACUUUUCUAUGCUGAGGUUACUGAUGACAUGCGGAAAGGCCCAGGUGGUGGAAUUAUAGAAGAAGGUGAAUUCAUUGAAGUUAUUGAAAUGACGGUGGAUGAAGUAAAGCAGUAUUUGGCCAGUGGAGAUGUCAGAAGUCCUGGUGGUUUUAUGUUUGCAUUAACAUGGUAUCUUCAUAACCGCUUGCCUGCAUCACAUAAAAAAGAUGCAGUAUAACAUUUAUCAAUGAGAUUUUUUUUUUUUUUACCUUGAGUGAAUAAUAGGUCGAGUAUAACCUUUCAAAUGCCGUGAAAUGAAUAAAAGUCCUGAUUUGUACAAGUAUUGGAUUUGAGUUUUUUAUGACAGUGCCAUAUUUCUGCUGAAAAAUGUGAAAGGCAAACUGUGCCUGGUUAUAAAUCUAUUAAACAGAUAAAAUAGUUAAUUACUGAUAGCAGAAUGCAACAUUGUACCACAUUAGAUGCAGUCUUCAUUUCUGUAGUUUUCUAUAAGGAAGCAAGUAAACUGUAAACUCAUUAAACUACUGAGAAAUUCAUUGUUUUGGCAAAAGUGGCAUGAAAGAGAUUAUACUAAACAUUUUCUUUUCAGGAUCUACAUUGUAGAAAAAGAAAUCUGGAAAAAACUGCUGAUUAGCCACUGAAUUUGUGAAAACUUCUAAUUAAAUAAAAACAUUCCUUUUUUA
Schistocerca serialis cubense is the source of this 1215-nucleotide messenger RNA. Its product is annotated as uridine diphosphate glucose pyrophosphatase NUDT14-like. NCBI's taxonomy places the organism in Eukaryota, Metazoa, Arthropoda, Insecta, Orthoptera, Acrididae. The transcript is spliced from 6 exons. The coding region runs from base 105 to 752 and encodes 215 amino acids. Gene Ontology annotation, biological process: ribose phosphate metabolic process; nucleoside phosphate metabolic process. The record is from RefSeq and is a predicted model, not a curated record. Gene Ontology annotation, molecular function: metal ion binding; UDP-sugar diphosphatase activity.